GAGCUAUUCACUUUCUCUCUGCUGAAAGAAACACGCAUUAAUGGAAUCAUGGCGCAAUUCCUUUGAGCUUCCCGUGAUCGUUGACCUCCUAAGAUGGAUGAACCUCCGCGGGAGAUGUGAUGUGUCUACCAUCGAACAAUUAAGCAAAAAUCCCUGCCCCGAUAUAUAAGGCGGCGGAGAAUCCACUCGUCCACAUUCGUUAGGCGAGGCAAGAUCUGUCACAGCAACAAAAACCCAAAAUAUCUUAGAUACACGAUGAUCUCCACCUACUCCGUCCUGUUUGCCCUGGUGCUGUUCUCGGAGCUGAGCAGCCACUUGGUAGCUGAAGCCUUACCCGCAACCAAAGUAGAAGAUGCAAUGGAACAGGAGAGCCUCACUUCACUACUGGGGGACGAAGUCUUGACUGAGCAUGCCAUGGUUUCACCCGUGUACAGACAAAGUUUCAUGAUGGACAACAGGGAUGAAGAUGGAAACCCGAACGUCAUUGUUUUCUCGGACAUGAGGCAGAAAGGACACCGCAUCCGUGGCCGCUUGAACCCGUCCUUCGCCCAGAGCUUCCCUCAGCUCACAGACCGGAAGUUGAGCCACAAUCCACCCGAGUACACUUUGAAAAUGGAUCGCAGAGACACCGACCUCAACAUGUUGCGGUGUAUGAUCGGCAGAGUGUACCGACCCUGCUGGGCAAGUAACGAGAACCUCUGAAAACCUCUGUGCUGGGAAAUCACUUCUCUUCUCUUUUUGUUUGUGGCCAUGAAAUGAGUUUCCUUGUAAGAAAAUAACGGUGCACAAAAAUGUAAA
This is a messenger RNA of Solea solea (common sole), 798 nucleotides long. RefSeq names its product pro-melanin-concentrating hormone (gene pmch). The record is from RefSeq and is a predicted model, not a curated record. Bases 256 to 702 code for a protein of 148 amino acids. Gene Ontology annotation, molecular function: type 1 melanin-concentrating hormone receptor binding; melanin-concentrating hormone activity. Lineage: Eukaryota; Metazoa; Chordata; Actinopteri; Pleuronectiformes; Soleidae. The transcript is spliced from 3 exons. Gene Ontology annotation, biological process: behavior; chemical synaptic transmission.